Mucor mucedo is the source of this 2093-nucleotide messenger RNA. Its product is annotated as Sas10 C-terminal domain-containing protein. The record is from RefSeq and is a predicted model, not a curated record. Lineage: Eukaryota; Fungi; Mucoromycota; Mucoromycetes; Mucorales; Mucoraceae. Bases 68 to 1846 code for a protein of 592 amino acids. The transcript is spliced from 5 exons. Gene Ontology annotation, cellular component: nucleolus; small-subunit processome. Gene Ontology annotation, biological process: maturation of SSU-rRNA from tricistronic rRNA transcript (SSU-rRNA, 5.8S rRNA, LSU-rRNA).
CCCAAGAGCCUAUUUUUUUUUUUUAUACAGAUUACCUUUAUAACCCACAACCUUUACAUAAAAAAAAAUGGGAAAGAAAAAGUCAGCUGUUUUUCGUAAUGGUGCUGAUAAUGCACUCGAUACCACCAAAGGCGAUAAAAUUGACGCUAUUAGAACCUGGGACGAUGUUGAGCAUGAUUCAGAAGACGACUUUCAUGACGAUAGAGGAAAGAUCCUUUUAAACGAGAACCAAGAAAGUGAACAAGAGGAAAGCGAUCGCGAGAUCUAUGGUUUAGAAGGCCUUGAUUCCGAAGACGAAUAUUCCGACGAUGAUAUUGCUGGAAAGCAAGUAGAGGAAGAAGCCGAUGAUAAAACUUGGGGUACAUCCAAAAAGGCAUAUUACGAUAAUGAUGAAGGAGAUGACCUUGAGGAAAUGCGUGAAGAAGAAGAAGAGGCUUUAAGAAUUCAAAAGGAACAACUCGCCAACAUGGAUGAAGCAGAUUUCGUAGACGAUGCUUUAGCUGGAUGGGGUCUCGGUAACGAUGAGGAUGCAGCCAACGAUAAAAAACUCGUGGAAGAAGUCAGCAGAGAUUUAGAGGAUAUUUCUUUUGAUACGAUCAAGAUUGAAAAACGUCGCAAAAACCUUCCUGUCGCUGAAAAAUUAAAGAUUCUUCAAAACGAAUCUCCCGAAUUGAUUGAUUUACUCGAUGAAUUCAAAGAUAAUGUCGAAUCAGUAGAACUCUUAAAGACCGUUGUUGAAAAAAUUCAAGCUAAAGGAAUGCAACAAGACGAAACAGCUCAAUUCAUUUUAUUCAAAUACCAAACAGUCAUGAACUACAUGACCAAUAUUUCAUUCUAUUUUGCAUUAAAGGCAUCCGAUGCCAACGAUAUUCGUGAUCAUCCUGUCAUUCAAGCUUUAUUCAAACUCCGUCAGACGCUCGAAAAAUUAGAGGCCUUAGAAGAGAAACUUCAAGAUGAUAUUCAAGACUUUGUCACUGAAUUAGAUGAAGAAUCAGAAGAGGAAGAGGAACCUGUUGUAGUUGCUGAGAAGGCUAAUAAAAAGGCCAAGAAAUCUAGCCCCAAAAAGGCUGUCAAGUUUAAUGCUGUGCAGGACUCUGAUAUUUCUGAUGAUUUACAAGAAUCUGAAGAUGAGCAAGAUAUUUUGAACGAAAUUGAAGAUAUUGAGCAAGAAUUCAAGAGUCUUAAAAAGGCAGCCAAGAAGCGUAAGAGAGUUAUUAAUGAUGACUUUGGAGAAUUGGAAGGAUUGGAUGAGAUUGAUAUGGAAGAUAAAAUCACCAAGAAGAAAUCCAUCAGAGAUUAUGUUGCCAAAAUUGAUGCUAAACAAGCCAAAAACUCUAAUAGAUAUCAGGGUGAUGUUGAUUUACCAUACAGAGAUCGUGUUAAACAGGAGCGUAAGGGUGUUGCACAGCCUCAAGAUACAUCUGCUGAUUUGGAUAAUGCCGAUUGGGAUGAAGAGGAUACUGCAGCUGCCGAUGAAGUUCGUCAUGGUAAAGCAGAUUCUGAUGAGGAAUAUUACAACGAAAUUGCAGCUGGUAAAGAAGCUACCAAACGUGCUAAAUUGGAGAAUUACGAAGCUGAAAGACCUGCUAUUGAGAGUCGUGAUAUUCAAGUAGAGGAAGGUCGUAAGCGUUUAGCAUCUUACAAGAUGUUGAAGAAUAAGGGUUUGACUCCUCAUCGUAAGAAGGAGAAUAGAAAUGCUCGUGUUAAGCAUAGAAACAAGUAUGCUAAGCAAAUGAAGAAGUUGUCUUCUACAAGAGCUGUUGUGAAGCCUCAAACUUCUGGUUAUGGUGGUGAAAUGAGUGGUGUAAAGACUAACGUUAUUAAGUCCGUUAAAUUAUCGCAGUAAAGAUUCCCUCUCUUUUUUUUUCUCUCCCCCUUUUUACAUUACACUUUUUUUUUUCAUACUUCAUAUUCUUGUAUCUAUCCCCCCCCCCCACACACACACAACACACACACCUCCUUUUUUAAACUAAAAAAACCACCUUGUGUUUUCCUUUUUUGCCUUUUUGUAACAAUUAUGAUAUGAUUAUUAAACUAAUUAAAAAUAUAAUCAAUGACUAUUUCAUUUCAUACAAAACAAAUGUUUAAAAUAG